This is a messenger RNA of Nerophis ophidion (straightnose pipefish), 2871 nucleotides long. RefSeq names its product ATP-binding cassette, sub-family G (WHITE), member 8 (gene abcg8). Gene Ontology annotation, biological process: cholesterol homeostasis. The record is from RefSeq and is a predicted model, not a curated record. Gene Ontology annotation, molecular function: ATP binding; ABC-type transporter activity; ATP hydrolysis activity. The transcript is spliced from 13 exons. The coding region runs from base 441 to 2447 and encodes 668 amino acids. Gene Ontology annotation, cellular component: plasma membrane. NCBI's taxonomy places the organism in Eukaryota, Metazoa, Chordata, Actinopteri, Syngnathiformes, Syngnathidae.
CAUCACCUCGGACACAAACUUGAAGGACUCUUUGUCCUCAGUCCCUGGGCCAGCCGGGUCCAGCUGCACUGAGUAGAGUCUGCUCAUGUCUCGAUUCAGCUGCAAACCUUCUUUCCAUAUGACCCCGUUGUCUUUGGUCCGCUCUGUGCUCUACUUAUCUGACAGCUGCAGUGCCAUAAACACACUGCAGUCUGGUCGCUUUAUCGCAGGGAACUUUGAUCCACGCUUGUUAAAAGAAGGCAGGACGCCGAGUAAAACGACUGGCCGCGUGUCCUCGAACGCAGCACGGAGCAGAUGGCAGAACAUGACUUUGGAAGAGCGUGAGAAAAGUAGUUCCUGUUGAGUGAAAAACCGUAGACGUUAAAGACAAGAAGAAAAGAACGGUGGGGAUGAGAGGUUCAUUCACCUUUUGACCUGCCAAACAUUGAGCUGCAUGCAACAUGGUGGACACUGACAGAAGCUUCACUCAGGCCAACGGAUCUUCACAGCAGCAUGCAGACACACAACUGUUCUCCUCAGAGGAGGACAGCAGUCUGUACUUUACGUACUCUGGCGAUUGUAACCAGUUGGAGGUUAACAACCUGCACUAUGAGGUGGACACAGCAGCUCAGAUUCCGUGGUAUGAGAGGCUGUCAGAGUUCAAGUUGCCGUGGGAGAUUAAAGGAGACAAGCAGACAGCCAUCAACAACCUCAGCCUGCGUGUGUGCAGUGGACAGAUGUUGGCCAUUAUUGGAAGUUCUGGCUGCGGUAAAACGUCCUUGUUGGACAUCAUCACUUGUCGAGACGAAGGCGGCGCCAUCACCUCUGGCCAAAUUCUGAUCAACGGUCGACCCAACACGGCCCAGCUGGUGAAGAAGAGCAUCGCUCACGUGCGGCAGGACGACCGCCUUCUUCCUCACCUCACUGUACGCGAGACCCUCGGCUUUGUGGCCAAACUGAGACUGCCCACGCACUUCACGCAGACCCAGCGGGACCAGAGGGUGGACGACGUCAUCGCAGAGCUGCGUCUGAGACAGUGUGCCCACACGAGGGUGGGUAACGACUACGUACGGGGGGUCUCUGGAGGGGAGCGGAGACGGGUCAGCAUCGCGGUCCAACUCCUCUGGAACCCUGGUAUUCUGAUUCUGGACGAGCCCACGUCGGGCCUGGACAGCUUCACGGCCCACAAUCUGGUGAUCACGCUGUCCCGCCUGGCUCGGGGAAACCGCCUGGUGCUGCUGUCCGUCCACCAGCCUCGCUCGGACAUUUUCCAGCUCUUCGACCUGGUCGUCCUGCUCUCGUCCGGCUCGGCCGUCUACUGCGGCGCCGCUCGGGACAUGGUGCCGUACUUCACGGCGCUGGGAUACCCGUGCCCGCGAUACUGUAACCCAUCUGACUUCUACGUGGACCUGAUCAGCGUAGACCGGCGUAGUCCAGAACAGGAGGCUGAGUGUUUGGAGCGAGCCAGAGUGUUGGCGCAGCACUUUAUGGACAAAGUCCGAGACACGGAUGAUCACAUGUGGAAGAGCAGCUCGUGUCCAACGCUCACUGACAGUUGCCCUGACAAGGCGGCGGAGGAAGAAGAAGAUGCCAUCAUCAUCGCCAAGCAACGAGAGCAUCUACCUGGCAGACUCCAGCAGUUCACCAUCCUCAUCAGGCGUCACAUGUACAACGACUACAGAGACCUGGUCACCCUGUUAGUCCACGGUCUGGAGGCCCUGCUCAUGUCUCUGCUGGUGGGUUGUCUCUACUACGGCGCGGGCGAGCAGCGUCUGUCCAUUCAGGACACGGUGUCCCUCCUCUACAUGAUCGGAGCGCUCACGCCCUUCGCCGUGGUGCUGGACGUCAUCGCCAAAUGUCACACGGAGCGAGCAAUGUUGUAUCAUGAGCUGGAGGACGGCAUGUACUCUGUCACCUCUUACUUCUUUGCCAAGGUGCUGGGGGAGUUACCUGAGCACUGCGUCUUCACCUUGGUCUAUGCGCUGCCCAUCUACUGGCUGGCGGGCCUUAACGAGGCGACGCUGCGCUUCCUGCUCAACUUCCUACUGGUGUGGCUGAUGGUGUACUGCAGCCGCUCCAUGGCGCUCUUUGUGGCCGCUGCCCUGCCCACCCUGCAGACCUCCGCCUUCAUGGGAAACUCCCUCUUCACCGUCUUCUACCUGACUGGAGGCUUCGUCAUCAGCCUGGAGAACAUGUGGCUGGUCGCCUCCUGGUUGUCACACGCUUCCUUCAUGAGGUGGGGCUUUGAGGGGCUGCUCAAGGUGCAGUUUAAAGGGAACAAAUAUCCUGUCACCAUCGGGAACUUCACCCUCAAUGUGGACGGAAUACAUGUGGUAGAGGCCAUGAACAUGAACCAGUAUCCUCUGUACUCCUGCUACUUGGUGCUGCUGGCCGUCUGUCUGGUCUUCAUGGCGCUUUACUACAUCUGCUUGAAAUUCAUCAAGCAGAAGUCCAGUCAAGACUGGUGAUCCUGCCUGGACACACACAAGCAUGCAGAAACACACACAAGUUCGACCGGAUCGACACUUAACCAUCAAACUAAAUGUCAAAAUGAUGGAUAGAUGUUAUCUUACGAAUCAUUAUUAAAAGUAUUGUGGACAAGAGGAUACAUUAGCAUGCAAUGCUGUAAGGGGCAGGUAAAGUACCACUGCCUGCCGCUGGAUGGCAGCAGAGCCCCAUAGUAAACUCGAAAUGACGUCUCUUGGCAAAAGAUCAGAGGCAUACUUUACAAUUAAAAAAAACAUUUGCAGGUUUCACUUCAAUUUUUUUUUUGUGGUGUUUAUAUCUUUUGGUGUAGAUAUUUUUGUAUGUGAAGGGUUAUUACUUAUUAGGCUUAACAAGCUGACCUAUGAGUAAAGUAUUGCACUGUGGAACAAUUACCCAGUCUAAAAA